This is a messenger RNA of Brenthis ino (lesser marbled fritillary), 1329 nucleotides long. The record is from the annotation of a GenBank genome assembly. NCBI's taxonomy places the organism in Eukaryota, Metazoa, Arthropoda, Insecta, Lepidoptera, Nymphalidae.
AUGUACACUAUGUUUUGCAAUGACGAAGACGAGGCAUAUCCUCUUCACGAGUGCGUGUUCGUUGGAGACGUCCGUAAAUUAUCAUCGCUAUUACGAUUUAACGAUGUAACUCGAAAAGAUAAACAUGGAAAUACCGCUUUACAUCUAGCAGUUAUGUUAGGCCGUAAGGAAUGUGUACAACUAUUGUUGGCACAUGGAGCACCUGUUAAAGUUAAAAAUCUCGCAGGUUGGUCUCCGCUAGCAGAGGCUAUCAGCUAUGGAGAUCGUCAAACUAUAUCCUCCCUUGUACGUAAACUCAAACAACAAGCACGGGAGCAAAUGGAGUGUAGACGACCCGAUCUUAUUAGGGCCCUAUCUCAGAUUCAAAACUUUUACAUGGAAUUAAAAUGGGACUUCCAUUCAUGGGUACCUUUAGUUUCUAGAAUAUUACCAUCAGAUGUAUGCAAAAUAUACAAAUCAGGGUCUGGAAUAAGGUUAGACACAACUUUAGUUGAUUUCACCGAUAUGAAAUGGGAAAGAGGUGACAUAUCUUUCAUUUUCCAAGGAGAGAAGCCUCCAAGUGAGUCUCUUACAGUUCUUGAUAACAAAGUCAAAGUUUAUCAACGAGUUCGAUAUGAAGAAACAGAAAAUGAGAUAGAAGAUGAAGUGGACAUUCUUAUGUCAAGUGAUAUUUUAGCAGCUCAGAUGUCGACAAAAGGAAUUUCAUUUGCUAGAGCUCAGUCAGGCUGGAUUUUUCGUGAGGACCGUAAGGAAACUGUUGCAGGACUUUAUAAAAGUGACAUUUAUACUAUAACAGGUCUUGUGUUAGAAUCACGUAAAAGAAGAGAACAUUUAUCCACUGAUGAUUUACAAAAAAAUAAAGCUAUUAUUGAAAGUUUGACUAAAGGCAACACUCAAAAUUUAGAUACUAAUGGUGAACCAGUAAGGCGUGCUUCAUUAAAUCCUCCACCAGAAAGUGGUAUUGACUGGCCAACUUACAUAUCAUCUCCUAUUGGUCAAUACCCAAGCUUGGGAAGAGAGUUGGUAUAUAAAGAAUCUUCAAGAAAUUUUCGAGCUACUAUUGCUAUGAGUGAUGAUUUUCCUUUAAGUGUAGAUAUGUUGCUAAAUGUGUUGGAAGUAAUUGCGCCUUUUAAACAUUUUGCUAAGUUACGCCAGUUUGUGGCUCUUAAACUACCCAAAGGUUUCCCUGUGAAAAUUGAUAUACCUAUUCUUCCAACAGUCACAGCAAAAAUUACGUUCCAAAGAUUUGAUUUCCGUGACGAUAUACCUGGAGAAUUAUUUGUUAUACCAGAAGACUAUGUAGAAGAUCCAUUACGUUUCCCUGACUUA